UGUAAAGAUGGCAGUACAAAUGUUCCACAUCUUUUUGUGGUUCUUACAAAUAUUGAUUCUAUUUAAUGGCACAGCUAUGAAAGAACCUAAAGAGCCACAAGAUGUGAAAUUCGUUUCCCAGAAUUUCCAAAACAUACUUCACUGGAAAACAAGAAAUGAGACGGAAAAUAUCAUUACAUACUUUGUGCAACAUCGACUAAAUGGGAAACCCUGGUUAAACAAAACAGAUUGUUGGGGCAUCAAGGAAACUUUCUGUGACCUCACACAAGAGACAAAUCCAUUUUAUGAAAAAUUUUUUGCAAGAGUGAGAGCAAACUCAUUUAAUGAAUUCUCAAACUGGACAGAAAGUGAGGCAUUUUGCCCAAUGACAGACACACUCAUUGGCCCUGCAGAGACAGAGGUGAUUUCCUUUGAAACAUCAACCCUUGUUAAGGUGAUUGCUCCCUGCACAGUGUUAAAAAAACAGAGUGGCAGCCUGAAAUCAGUGGAAGAUAUAUAUCACAAAGUAAAAUAUGAUAUAACAGUGUCAGUCAAAGCACAGGAUCAGAUUGGUUCAGAGCAGCUGAGGACUUAUAUUACUAACAAUAAAACAUUUGGGAUCCAUCACUUAAGUCCUGGAACAACCUACUGUGUUUCUGUUCAAAUAAGGGUUCCACUCUACAGUAUGGUUGGUAAACCAAGUAAAGAACAAUGUGAGACUCUAACAAGGCCAAAAACUAGAAUAAUCCACUUAGUGAUAAUCUGUUCAGCAUGUGGGGCACUAAUCCUGGUUACACUUUCAAUUUACUUAUACUUUAAGUACUUCAAUGCCCCUGAAACACAACUACCUGCAAUGUUGACAACCUGGAAUAGGAAGGAGCUAGAAAGUGCUGUGUUUAUACCUCAAAUUAUUGAAUCAACAAAUAUUGCCAAAUGGGAAUUUACAAAAGCCUCAAAAUAUCCUAGACUUCCACUGUUACAAAAUAGACAUGAAGCACAUGUGCAGCAUUGUAAAAAAUACAUCAACAUUGAAUCUUCAGGUAGGUUCAGAAACAGAGAUUUUGACCAUAACUCUACGCAUCAGGGUACCAUUAUAUUUUAUGAGUACCUUGAGCAGCCUCAAUUUAUUUGUUCUGAAUACACACAGUUAGACGCAGAACCUGACACUUCAUUAUAUGUAGACCAGCAAGAAGAGAACAUCAGGUUGCAAUGGACUUCCCCAGACUGCUGCCAAUGCCAUUCCAAAAAGGAAUUCCAGGUUCUGGAGACAGGACCUUUUCAAAAAACAACAGAGAUUUCUGCACCUGGAUAUCCAGACUACGUCAAUGAAGACUUGUGCGAGAAUCCAAUUUUGAAGAACUGGGGACUGAUCAUCCAACAAAUGGAUAUAGUUUGAAAUUUUUAUAAAUGCAAAGUCUCAAAUAAAAGACAUUUUACCUGGACCAGAGUAAGCACUGUAAAUUUGUAGGCCUUAAACCUGGGAGAUUUUAGUUAUUUCUAAAAUUUUGUU
Molecule: messenger RNA, 1489 nt
Organism: Chiloscyllium plagiosum (whitespotted bambooshark)
Lineage: Eukaryota; Metazoa; Chordata; Chondrichthyes; Orectolobiformes; Hemiscylliidae
Product: interleukin-22 receptor subunit alpha-2-like
Biological process (GO): cytokine-mediated signaling pathway
Cellular component (GO): plasma membrane
Molecular function (GO): cytokine receptor activity; protein binding
Source: RefSeq, a predicted model, not a curated record